Punctularia strigosozonata HHB-11173 SS5 is the source of this 1492-nucleotide messenger RNA. RefSeq names its product small monomeric GTPase. The record is from RefSeq and is a predicted model, not a curated record. The transcript is spliced from 5 exons. Gene Ontology annotation, molecular function: GTPase activity; GTP binding. The coding region runs from base 280 to 951 and encodes 223 amino acids. NCBI's taxonomy places the organism in Eukaryota, Fungi, Basidiomycota, Agaricomycetes, Corticiales, Punctulariaceae.
CUGGUAGCCGCGGGUCUGUUCUGCCACUGCAAAAGGCCCGCUCGUCACCGAGCGCGCCGUCAGAGCUUUAUAGGGCAUCCCUGAGCGGCCAGCGAGCCAAAACGCGUCCUUUCUUUACCCCCUUCAUCUCUUCAUAUCUUCCAAUUACUCGUCCCAGGGACAAGGUCCUCCCACGUAACGGCUUCUAAUCAACGCGACUGAGGCGCGACUUGAAGCUUGUUUUGAAGCGCCCAGAGUACUACCGGUCGAAGACGACUAGUCGAGCACCUCGCCUUGAGCAUGUCCGCGUUGGCGUCUUCAUCUAAUGCAGCUGGGUCAUCGACCGCCGCGCAGAACGGACAGGCUGUAGAUACUGCCGAUGAUAAGAAUAACAGCAGCGUGGUGAUCAAAGUGGGGAUGGUAGGCGAUUCGCAAAUCGGGAAGACGAGCUUAAUGGUGAAGUAUGUGGAGGGAAGCUUCGACGAGGAUUAUAUUCAAACACUUGGCGUGAACUUCAUGGAGAAGACCAUCAGCGUGCGGCGAACGACGAUCACGUUCUCGAUAUGGGAUCUCGGAGGCCAGCGCGAAUUCGUGAACAUGCUACCACUCGUGUGCAAUGACGCGGUGGCGAUCCUUUUCAUGUUUGACCUAUCGCGGAAGUCGACGCUCAACUCGGUGAAGGAGUGGUAUAGGCAGGCACGAGGCUUCAAUAAGACGGCCAUCCCCUUCCUCAUUGGUACCAAGUUCGACACCUUCGCUACCUUCCCGCGAGAUGAGCAGGAGGAAAUCACGAAGCAGGCGAAACGGUUCGCGAAGGCGAUGCAUGCAUCACUGAUCUUCUGUUCAACCUCGGCGUCAAUCAAUGUACAGAAGAUCUUCAAGAUCGUGCUUGCGAAGGCGUUCGAUCUCAAAUGCGUCAUCCCCGAGAUCGAAGGUGUCGGGGAGCCCAUACUCAUCUACGUCGAUGUAUGAGUGUUAGGAACCUGCGAGUCUGUCAUCCUGCCUCCACACCGUUGACGUGGGUAGACGGAAUGCGACGCGUUCCUGGUUCUUGCGGCACGCUGCCACAGCCCAGACACUCCCGUUUCGCUCCUGAGCGGGUCUUGUAUGCACUGUCAUGCGCGUCCAAUCGCCGCCCAACAUCUUAGGUGACUGAGGCCCGAGCAAGUUGCCGAAGACCUCUCGUCCCUCGCCUCCACUCGAUCCCAUCAGCCCGAACGGACUGUCAUACCCUACCUGCCUCCAUGUCUUCGUGUUGUUGCUCGCGCUUUGCUGUCUCGCUGGUUUUCAUCGCAUCCCUCGCCACAUCGUCCCUUGCAUCGCUAAUUUUAGAAACCCCUCAUCUUAGCUAUGUUCAGCUUCAAUCCCCUCCUCCGACCGCCCAUCCGCUUUGUGUUCCACGUCAUUUAUUCCCCUACAUGGCUUCACUCGUACCUAGUACGUUCAAUCCACAUUGCGUCCCACUUUCCUCGUCCAUUCGGAUAAUACUGCACCCUCUUGUACUCGUAGUAAG